UGACGCGCAUGCGUCCGGAGCUGUCAUCCGUAUUUUUCAUCCCUUGGUUUUGUUCUGCUUUCCCGGUUCGGCUCGGCUUGGGUUUCGGUCCUGGUUCUGCCCCGUCUCUGGUUUAGUUCGCCCAGCUUCUAGUAUCGCCCAUCCCUCCCCGCUGUGCGGCGCUGACUCGUUCACACAGACAGCUGUUCAGAGACAAGGAAAGAUGUCCACCACCGGAGGCGGAGAGUUCGGUAACCCUCUGCGGAAAUUCAAGCUCGUUUUCCUGGGCGAGCAGAGCGUGGGGAAGACCUCCCUCAUCACCAGAUUCAUGUACGACAGCUUUGACAAUACCUACCAGGCAACCAUCGGAAUAGAUUUCCUGUCAAAAACAAUGUAUUUAGAGGAUCGUACGGUUCGACUCCAGCUCUGGGACACGGCGGGUCAGGAGCGUUUCCGCAGCCUCAUUCCCAGCUACAUCCGCGACUCCACCAUCGCGGUUGUGGUAUAUGACAUCACCAACCUAAACUCCUUUCAACAAACCUCCAAGUGGAUCGAUGAUGUCAGAACAGAGAGAGGAAGUGAUGUCAUUAUCAUGCUGGUCGGGAACAAAACAGACCUGGCUGAUAAAAGACAAAUCACCACAGAAGAGGGGGAGCAGAGAGCUAAGGAGCUGAGUGUCAUGUUCAUUGAGACCAGUGCAAAGACUGGCUACAAUGUCAAGCAGUUGUUCCGUCGUGUGGCCGCUGCCCUGCCUGGGAUGGACAGCACACCUGAGAAAAGCAAAGAGGACAUGAUCGAUAUCAAACUGGAGAAGCCGCCUGAACAGCCAGUCUCUGAGACCAGCUGCUCCUGCUAGUCCCGCCCCCCUUUUUCAACAGCUCUUCUCCCAUUGGCCAUUUACACCAACCAUGUCGGACGCCAUUGGCUAGAGAACCUGCUUCCAGGCGGCUCAGUGACUAUCCGGAGUAACCGUGUGGAUGUGCUAUUACAUUUAAACUUGUAUCUAAAUUUUAAAACUAAUCAGUUUAAAACCACCGGAUAAGUUAAAUGCUGAAAAGUUCAAAUCUCAUCUGUUACGACUGCAUGGCGUAUUUAGGAUUGCAGACUGAGAUAGCUUCUCCCACCUCUCUUCAGUUCUUGCACUUUUUUUUUGUUGUUUUUUGGAGCAAAAAUGGUGCCGUUACACUCUUUGUCAUUGUUGAAUUACAAUAAUAAAAAUAUUAUAAUAAAAAAUGUGUGUUUCAAAAAAAAAAAAAAAAAAAAAAAAAUGUGUAUGUUUGAGAGGCCACUGCUGCUGUAGAAGUAAAUCUUUUUUUUGUGUGUGGUUGUUCAUUGUGCAAAGCAGCUCCUUUGUCAUAGGGCAGUGCCCCUGGCUGUAGCAUUAGAAUGCACUGGGCUCUUCUCUGUUUGCUGUCAUUCUUUGUUCUCCAGUAUUGAGAUUGAACUCGUAUUCUCUUUUAAAUGUCUCUAUCUGGCUUUGAGCUGCAUGUCAGACAGUUUAAAUGCAUGAUGUUUUUUAGAGUUGAGAACCAUAGGCAGUGGCAAACAGCUUUUCCCAAUCGAAGCUAAAAAGGUGGCAGAGGCGUUUAAAAAGACAACAUGGUAAAGUAACAAAACUCAGCGCUCACGAGGAGCACUUCUAACGUAAAGGGGAACAAAAUGUAAACUCAUUCAAAAAUAGGGUAAAUAAUUUUAAAAAGUAUUGAAAUGCUAAUACCAGUUUACCAUUAGUUAUUAAGAUGCAAACAAUUGUGUUCCAGAUUCAGAUUGUAUUUCCAUUCUAUUACCCUCGACUAGCUGCCAGUUUAAACCUAAUUUGGCACUCCUGAGAAAAGCCAUCAUCACAGAUGAGGUUUGCAAUCUAUAUUCUUAUUGAUAUUACUGUAUGGGUUAUUAAAUGUGUUAGUUGCCUAUUAGUCCACUUUUAACAAUGCAAUCUUAACUCCUAGGUGGAUGUAAUUAUAUGUAUGAAUGCCUUCUACCGUCAUGAAAAGUUCAUCUAAUAGUCUUUUAGUAAAAAGUAAUGAACAUUACAAAGCAGGACUGGGUGUAUUCAUUUAGAUUGUUUUGUCUUGUGAUGGGCAGCCUAAUCAAGCUGUACAUGGUUUCCUUGAUGCUGAGAGGCAGCUGUACAGUAAGCCUAGGAGUGUCACUGUGUGGUUUUAUCAGGAGCAAAAUCCUGAGAAAAUCCAUUGAAACAAUAAGGCAUGGUUUAUCCUGAUGAGCUUUUAAAUCUUUAAUAAGGCUUGAUUACCAUGGUUUAAUAAGCCUUAGUUAAACACAAUCUGAAGGUUGAACUGACCCCCUGUUGUGCAGUGCAGCUGUCUUGUGUAACAUAAUGUUGUCUAGGGGGUGCACUCCCUUAUUUCUCCUGCAGGAGGCAGGCUUUUGCACACCGAGGCCUUGCGCUUUAAGAACAUGGUUUUCUUGAGAACAUAAGAGGGCUCGAGUUCCCAAAGUGGUUCCUGAUACCAGUUGAUUGAACAGGAACACAAAUGCUGUGCUUAUGCCUAAAAUAGGUGUUGGUUUGCUAAUCGUAGUAGUAGUCAUAGUAGUAUUGUUACAAAUAUUAUUUAUUUGGUUUUUAAUACUUGACUGUUUUGUAUUAUUUGCUUGACCAAAAUGAUGGUAGAGAGGUGGAGUUGAACACGGGGUAUGUGUGCCUGGCCCGGGCAGUAUUUCUGGGAACGCUGUGCCUGGCCCGGGCAGUGUCGCUUCUCUCUCGGCUCUUGUGCUUGAAUGCAGUCCUUUCUUUUCCUCUGUUUGUUAUCUGUGUUAUACAGCAGGCACCGCCUCUGUUGUGUACCAGUGUGUAGUUAGACACCUCCUCACUCGGUAUGAUCUGUCUUCGCUGUAGUUUGUUUGUUAGAUCCCUGGUCUGUAUACUUUGCUUUUUAAAAAAAGAAAAACAUAUAGAUAAAUAUUGAAUUAUUAUUAUUAUUAUUAUUAUUAUUAUUAUUAUUAUUAUUAUUAUUAUUAUUAUUAUUACAUAUUAAAUAGCUAUAUCUAAGCUGGUCACUAUUGCUACUUGUCACUGACUGAAUGUUCAGCUGUGUGCUAUCAGGGGUGUCUGUCAAUUUUAGAUUUUAAACAUGCUGUCUAGUCUUUAGCGAAGUUUCUGUGAAUAAUGUACUAUUACCUGCUGUACAAAAAAAAACACCGAAGUGUAUCACCCAAAAUAAAGUUAAGAGAUUUCACCAAA
This is a messenger RNA of Polyodon spathula (Mississippi paddlefish), 3181 nucleotides long. Its product is annotated as ras-related protein Rab-6A-like. Gene Ontology annotation, molecular function: GTP binding; GTPase activity. The transcript is spliced from 8 exons. The record is from RefSeq and is a predicted model, not a curated record. NCBI's taxonomy places the organism in Eukaryota, Metazoa, Chordata, Actinopteri, Acipenseriformes, Polyodontidae. The coding region runs from base 203 to 835 and encodes 210 amino acids.